GGCUUCAGUUGCUGGCUCCGUGGCUGGCGACCUCGGCGGCAUCGAGGAGUUGGAGAUCAAAAGCGGGGGCCUGAGUGGAAGCAAGACGGUCGUGUCGAUGAACACCGCCAGAUCGCCUGCCAAGGGAGACGCCCCAUCGGAUCCGAAGGGCGCGGUCGAGUAUUGGAUGAAUCGCGUGGACAUUGAUGACAUUCUCAGGACUGGCGCGAAGCUUGGGAAGGACAUCUUCCAG
Prorocentrum cordatum is the source of this 232-nucleotide messenger RNA. NCBI's taxonomy places the organism in Eukaryota, Dinophyceae, Prorocentrales, Prorocentraceae. The record is from the annotation of a GenBank genome assembly.